Molecule: messenger RNA, 1349 nt
Organism: Hypoxylon fragiforme
Lineage: Eukaryota; Fungi; Ascomycota; Sordariomycetes; Xylariales; Hypoxylaceae
Exons: 2
Coding region: 132-866 (244 amino acids)
Source: RefSeq, a predicted model, not a curated record
GGUCGGUGAUACUCAUGAAGAGCUUCUUCGAUUCAAUCGUGACAAAUAUCAAGUCCGCCAAGGUCGGAAAAUAGGAACACAAACCCGGCGGCUUGGUCUUCAUAACGGAGAAGCCUCGAUACCUUGAAGCUAUGCAAGGAAGCUAUGUGACGAUCCCACCAGAAGAGACCAUAGAUCCCAAUCUUUCAGCUGAGCAGAGGCUGAUGAAUGGCUUGGAUAAAUAUGCCCCUGAGGUCCCGCUCAUUAUCAGCAAACUACAAAAACUGUUGUGGAAAGACCUGGUCUCCAAGGUCGAGGUCGUCAGCAUCCUCGUGAAGAAUUGCGGUCGCCCCAUAAUCCGCGUCGGACCAAAUAACGCCCGAACGUCAUCCGCCCUUCGGGCACACCCAGUCCUCCGCGUGACCCUCAUCGGGGGCGAAGCCUACGCCGUCGAUCUUGCCGGCUUCCGCUUCGGCUGGCACGAGUUGGUGAUGCGCUGGAAACACUACGCGCAGCAUCGCGUGUACCUGGCUUUCCCGGCCAAGCCGCUCGGCAAUAUCCGCAGCUUGAAGAUGUCGCCGGACAGCCCAGGCUUCGCGAUCGCCAUGUUCCACCGCAGCAUCUUGCGGUUCGCCGCCAACCGCAUCCGGGAGAAGUAUUGCAGUGACGAUUCCCCCGUGGACCUCUCUGCCUUCCUGGGAACCCGCGACCAGGCCCGGUGGACAAGCGAAGCGCUGUCUCUCGUAUCUGCCGUAAAAGAAGAGUGCAAGAGACGCGCCGCCCCCCCCUCGGGGGGCUCGGACCGCGGCUGGCUGUACCUGACGGAGAACGGAGAAGUGCGCAUCAGCUUCACCCGACUUGACUACCACAUCCUCUGCCCGGUCUAGCUGACCAGGGAAGAAGCGGCGCAGCAUGAGGGCAAGAGCACGGAGGCGCUUAUGGAGAUCUGGAGGGCCCGCCUCCAGGGGCAUGGCCUCAAGUUUAAAGAUCCCGCGCCGUCAAAGCAGGAGUUGGAACAAGGUGUUUCGGUUUUUGAGGGCUUGGGUGAUGAUUCUGCGUCUGCAUCCGCAUCUCCACCUGCAGCUAUGCUUGAUGGUGAGCAAUACCCUUCAAGUUCAGCUGAAAGCAGCUAAGCAUGGAAAGGGGAUGGGUAGUCUUUAGUCAAGCGUGGAGUUUAGGAAAUACCCAUCUGGAUUUCAGGCAGGCAUGUUUCGCUUUUGUGUGUGUGUAAUGGACUGUACACUACCUAGGGAUGGGUACAAACCCAGGAUACGAGAAAGUCCCUUUAUAUUCAAGACAAUAAUUAAUUACCCUAGGCAGAUACCUUCGUAAUGACUACUAUAGGUAAAUAAUAGAAACUCAACACGAAA